This is a messenger RNA of Ornithodoros turicata, 1286 nucleotides long. RefSeq lists its product as uncharacterized. The record is from RefSeq and is a predicted model, not a curated record. NCBI's taxonomy places the organism in Eukaryota, Metazoa, Arthropoda, Arachnida, Ixodida, Argasidae. The transcript has 5 exons. The coding region runs from base 95 to 1165 and encodes 356 amino acids.
AUAGAGUGUAAACAUUAUUUGCUUUUCAGUGAUCCUUUUACUCUUCAUCAUUUAUUCCUUUGGGGGUUGCUCCAGGAACGUCAGAAGAGCCAAGAUGCGUUUUGCAUUGAUCAUCGCCACUUUCGUUGCUGGGGCCUUGGCAGGGCCAUUUGAGGCACUGGACCAGGACUCCGUCUCCUUACCCGACGUCAGCUUUAAUGUUCCCGGACACCCCACAAGUGAGGUGAAAUUAACCCAUGGACAAGUAGAGGGACUGAGCAAGGUCCUCCGGCCCGGUCGUGAUUGCUACGGCCGUUACACAUGUGAUGUGUUGGUAAGCGGUCUACACGUCACCUACAAGGCUGUAGCAACUGCGCCAGAGCGAGAGUUCGACGUGGUAGUGGACGUUCUUCACGGGGUGUUCCAUCUGGAAAGCAGAAAGACAGCAGGCGGAAAGUAUGAAGCGAAGGACGUCCGUGUCAGGGCUCUACACCAAUAUGUCAGGGAACCAGUGAAGUUCGGCACUGACCGGAAGCAGACUGCACUGUUCGACGAGACGCUCAAGAAGAAAUUGCUGGAACUAUUGAAGCAGGUCGCGCGGACAGAACUAUUCAGUGGUGUACUGAACGAGGUUUUAGACGGUGAUACAAGCAAGCGAGUCGCACCAGGACCGUCUGAAGUAAAGGGAGUGCCAUUCAAAGCAGUCUUCGAGGACUACGUCGCUUUUCCCGAUUUCGAAAUUUCUGUGUCUGGAGCUCCCACGAGGAACGUGACAUUCACCAAGGGAAGAGCAGGACCUCUGAGCGUGGUUCUCAAGCCUACCCGUGGUUCUCAUGGGGCCUAUAACAGCGUUCUAUCACUCAGGAACCUGCGUGUCAUCUACGAGGCUGUAGCCACCGAGCCAAAAGAAGAGUUUCAACUGGUAGUGGAUGUAGUACGGGGCUCGGUGAAAGUAGAGCGCACAAAAACCGAAGGAGGGAAAUUUGAGCUGAAGGACGUCACUUUUGAAGAUCUGAACGUGUCCGUAGAAAAGCCAGCUGAGUUCAGCAGCGAUGGACUGCAGAACACUCUGUUUGAAGUGGAGGUGGAGAAAAAGGUAUUGGAGUUUCUGAAGGUCUUUCUACAGGGAGAAGUGGUGAACGACGCACUGACGGACCUCGAAGGUCACACUUCGACCGCGGUCUGAAGAACAGCCAUCAUAUGCAUGUAUGACCGGGCGUUUUGAGCUACCGAUGUGUACCUAUCGUUUAUUACAAAGAUAUCUAUGUUCUUAUCGACACUUAAGAAAUAAACACAUUAAUACUAUA